Molecule: messenger RNA, 1230 nt
Organism: Hypoxylon fragiforme
Lineage: Eukaryota; Fungi; Ascomycota; Sordariomycetes; Xylariales; Hypoxylaceae
Exons: 1
Coding region: 1-1230 (409 amino acids)
Source: RefSeq, a predicted model, not a curated record
AUGCAACCCACACAAUCACAGAAGCAGACACCUAACCGUCGCCGUCAAGGCGGUCGGGCUCGUACAACUCCACAGAAAAUCUACGCUUCAGAGAACGACGCUCCUCAGCAGAAGUCCUUCUAUGAUGCUAGCCCUAGCACCCCCACCACGGGCGGUCCGCAGUCGCUGCGCUCCAGUUCGACGAACCAGAAGCAGCGUACCAAGAAUAACAAGCCCCGUAACAAAAAUGGUCAUAAGACGCCAGGGCCAAAUAUUCCAGAGAGCCUGAGCCCCUCUGCCGAACGUAAGGACGAUAAUGUUGCCAUCUUCGCAGGCUCAACUUUUCAUGCAUCACCUGCUCCAUCUGCGUUACCGAUCCCAAGCUUCUUCAGUAAAGCCGACGUCGACUCCCCCAGCACGAAGGCCGCCUCCAGCCCAGAACAGGGCCUUUACUCAACCAGCAACAAUUCGUCUGAUGGAAGUCCCAUUAGCCCCCCCUCUAUCCCACGAGCAGAAGAGUCUCCCUUGGAAUUCUUCUUCCGUGCCGACCGAGCUGAAAAGGAGAAGGCCCAAACACGUCGAGCCAGUUCUGAUCAGCCCAAUGCGGCCAUUCUUGGUCCAUAUUCGCCACCCCCCUCCCACGAGUCGCCUAAGGAGUUCUCUACCUUCCCAAAAUCCAACGGCUCUCUACAAGCACGACGUACCACCUCGUCUAAAACCACCUUGUCUAAACGCCUUAUGACUUUGGGCAUAUCCGCAGAUGAGCUCGACGGCAACCCUGGCUGGCCAGUCGGCCCCGCUUUCUCCACUCCGUACAAUGAACGCAUGCGAGCUGCUCGAUCUAAUCAAAGCUCUGCCCAAUCUACGCCCACGGCUCUUCGGAGCCAAGAUUUGAAUUCUUCGUCGCACGCUCUCAAGCGUUACCUCUUCACCGGACAACUGAGUCCUAGUGAAGAUCGAUUACAGCAACAAACGCCGAGCAAGCAGAAUUCCGUUCACAAUUGGCAGCAAGCUCACCCGCGAUCCCCGAGGCAGGAGAACCCGGCUCAUAAAACCCCACCGCAUCGCCUACCUCGCGGCAUGUUCCCGGCAUCUAUUCUAACCGCCAAUGCGCAGAGUGGGCAGUCAUCAGCUCCACCCGUAGAUGGCGAGCUUACUUCCUACCGAUCGGAACAGCUAACCGCGAUGGAAGAUGGGCUACGCCGUAUGCUCAAACUUGACUCUCCGAAUCAUUCUCUGCCGUUACAUUAA